UCAGCACAGCAACAGGAAGUGUGUCACUUGAACCUUGUUCACAGCUAACCCUGAAGAGAAACAGUGUUUUCCACCGAUAUGUACCAUGGCUAACCAGCUGCUCCUCAUUCUGCUCUGCUCUUCUCUGUUCUGUCUCCUGAAGUCAGAAAGAAAUGUAUUUUUAUCAGAUAAAAAUGCAAGCACUUUUCUGAAAAGGAUGAAGCGAGCCAAUUCAGUAUUUGAGGAAUUUAAGAAAGGAAAUAUUGAAAGAGAGUGUUAUGAGGAGCAGUGCUCAAAAGAAGAAGCAAGAGAAGCCUUUGAAGACCAGGAGAAAACUGAGGAGUUCUGGAAUGUUUAUGUAGAUGGGAACCAGUGUGAUACAAACCCUUGCGAGUAUGGUGGAACAUGCAAAGAUGGCAUUGGUACCUAUACCUGCACAUGUCUGACUGGCUAUGAAGGAAAAAACUGUCAACAUUCGAUACAAAAAUCCUGCAGAGUGCAGAAUGGUGGCUGUUUGCACUUCUGCAGACGUGUAGGAAAUGAUGUCCAGUGCUCCUGUGCUGAUGGGUAUAUUCUGGCAAAUGAUGGACAAUCCUGUGUUUCUACAGACAUGUUUUCAUGUGGUAGAACUAUAACGACAAGGACAAAGAGAGAAGCAAAUUCACCCCAGCACAUUUCCAGUCCUUCUUCCGACGAUGGUGAAAUUCCCGAAAUUCCUGGAUACUAUGUUUACUAUGAUCCCAUGGAUUACGUUAAUGCUACUCACAGCUCAGAGCCCCAGGAUGAAACGCUGGAGAAAAGGGAAGAAACUGAAACUGAUUCAGACCGUGAUCCCAGAAUAGUUAAUGGAACAGACUGCAAAUUUGGUGAAUGUCCAUGGCAGGCACUUCUACUAAAUGAUGAAGGAGAAGGGUUUUGUGGAGGAACAAUCUUGAGCCAUAUAUAUGUACUUACCGCAGCUCACUGUAUGAACCAAACAAAAUUUCUUCAAGUUACUGUAGGGGAACGGGACACAAAGGCAAGAACAGGAACAGUUCACGCUGUGGACAGAGUAUAUGUACAUCACAAAUUCGUGCUCAAAACCUAUGACUAUGAUAUAGCCCUCAUAAAGUUAAGGGAUCCAAUCCAAUUUUCUGAGAACGUGAUCCCUGCUUGCCUUCCCACUCCAGACUUUGCUAAUCAGAUUCUAAUGAACGAAAAGCAGGCAAUUGUUAGCGGUUUUGGGCGCAUUGUUGAAGGAGGCCGCAUAUCCACCACCCUUAAAGUAGUUAAACUGCCCUAUGUGGAUAGGCAUUCCUGCAAGCUGUCGAGUAAUUUCCCAAUCACUGAAAAUAUGUUCUGUGCCGGCUAUAGCAAUGCAGCUCAUGAUGCUUGCCAGGGAGACAGUGGAGGCCCGCAUGUAACCGAAUACAGGGGCACGCACUUCGUUACCGGUGUAAUCAGUUGGGGAGAAGGGUGUGCACAGGAAGGAAAAUAUGGCGUUUAUACAAAGUUGUCCAAAUUCAUAGGUUGGCUCAGGAAAAUAAUGCGCAUAAAGCCAAAACAGAAUGUUACGCAAAACCCACAACAAAAUGAUGUGCCAUAAACCACAAAAGGCUCAGGCAUGAGCACACAUGCUGUAAUCUCCAAAUCUUAGUGGCAUAUUUCAUACAGGCAUCCCAUGGGUAAAUUAAACAAACCAUUCUGUUUAGAACUACUAGUAUAUUAAUUGGCGGGUCUAAUCCUUCAAGAUUUCAAAGCUACUGUAUCUUCUUUGUGUAGAGUUAACUUAACCUAGUUUGCCAAGGCAUCUGAGGGCAUCCUGUUCUAGCAUAACAUCUCACUUAUGUCUGUACGGCUUAGACUGGGGCAAAGUAUUUCAUUUCAAAUUCAUAAGCUCUAGAAUGGGAACUUUUAAUCCUUAAGGACACAGAAAUAGGAUCCCAGUAAAAGGUGACCUUUCUCCCCCCCCCUUUUUUUUUUUUUUUUUUUUUUUGAUUACACAAUCACACAUUGAGAAUAUUCAGCCACAAAGAGAUAGAUUCGGUGCCCUUUUUAAAAAUCUGACCAAGGCAUGUAUUUCCAUAUCUGAAAAUGUGUUCUGUUUGAAAAGUAUUAAGCCUUUCAAAUUUGUGAUUUAAUUAAAGUCUAUUCUAAAAAAGAAAAGAAAAGAAGUUACCUGUAUCUGAACAGGCAUCAUUGCUGAACAUCACAAGAUUAUAUUAACAUCUGUUAACAUGCCCAGUGUAUACAUUUCAAAUUUACAAUUCACAUUUCACUUCUUUAAAACUUCAGUGUACAUUCUCCUAGUUUUGUCUUUUGUGCCAACACAAUUAACGUUUUUAAUAUUUUGGGGCAUGAACCAGUUACAGCUUAGCUCAUUGAAUCUUACUUAUUUUCACUAAGAGUUAAAAAAAAAAAAACAUCCUUAUUUUUCCCCACUGAAACCAGUGGGGUUAAAGAUAUCUAAUAUUGCAAUGGGAAAUAUUUCCAUGCCAGCAGUAGAGAUGGUGAACACACGGCGGUCAUAUAAUUGAAUCAAUUAAAGCAAAAAGGUUGUUGGCAGGAUAUUGCAAAUGGAGGGUGGGUCAACCUCAUUAUUGUUCACUGCUUUAUUUUUUUUUAAUGCUAGCUGACUGCUCCUGUGCUGAAGUGAUAUAGCAGGUGCUGCUCAGACUCUAGAUUUUUUUAAAAAUAAGAAUUAUAGUGGUAACGCUCAUCACCGCUGAUAUCAAAGGCAAUGUCCAAUAUCUGCCGUUCCACAUGGCAAUUACAGUAACAAUUAAUGCAGUAUUUGAAGAACAUUGAUAUCGCUGCAAUCGAAACUAUACAUAUUUAGGCCAAUCCUGUGCAUGUUUUCACAAGAGAUAAAUUCCAUUGGUUUUAGUGGGACUUACUCCCAGGUAAGUGUGCAUAGGAUUGCAGCCUUCAUGUGUUAGAAUUAGAUCCUAGUAUUAAGCUUUUCUGUGCUAAGUGAAGGCAAGGCCGCUUCACACAACCAAUAUAAUAUAGUAACAGUGGUGGUAUGAUGUCAUAAUGAAAUCAACACAAUUGAUUUUUUCACCAAAGUCUUAUGAAUGUGUGGUGCAGCCAGGACAAGCUGGUGGCUCCUCUUUCAGGAAGGCUGUGAAUCUGCUCUGUGUUUCAGUCAGAACUCUAAGGGGCCUGUCCACAGUGCUGAACCCAUUUUGAGGAUUGGGUUCAGCACUUUGGAUAGCUCUUUCAGAGUUUUGAUCAGUUCGGAAUGAAACGGAGAGCAGACUCACUGCCCCACUAAAAUAGGAGCCACAAGCCUCCAUAGGAUGCAGCUCAACACCUUCUGAUCAGACACACAUUGCAAAGGUGAGAGCUUCACUUCUCAGGACAUUCACAAACGAAUGGUCGCUCUGCCCCUAAGCUGCAAAUAGUUUUCCUGGAUGGUCACAGUAGGAAGAGAAUGAGAAUAAUGUUCCAAGGCCCUGCACUUCAAGGGAGGCUGACAGUACAAACAGAUCAUCCCGAUGGUUGCAUGAUGGUUUUGAAAGAACCUGAUGAGUGACCCAUAUAUUUUAUGGCUUCUUAUUUGCAAAUACUUUGUCAUUUUUCUACCUUUCAUAUUCUGAUUUGCACCAUAUGCAAUAAUAAUAAAAAUGUAUUAAAUGAUGGGAAA
Molecule: messenger RNA, 3607 nt
Organism: Elgaria multicarinata webbii
Lineage: Eukaryota; Metazoa; Chordata; Lepidosauria; Squamata; Anguidae
Gene: F10
Product: coagulation factor X
Exons: 8
Coding region: 86-1564 (492 amino acids)
Biological process (GO): positive regulation of leukocyte chemotaxis; blood coagulation; proteolysis
Cellular component (GO): extracellular region
Molecular function (GO): serine-type endopeptidase activity; calcium ion binding
Source: RefSeq, a predicted model, not a curated record